AGGGGAAGGGCUGCGCGAACGGCUUUGGCUGCCAGGCAGUUUUGAAGCAACCGGCAACCCUGCUUGGUCACCGCAAAGGAACGCCACAAUGGCGACCCGGACAAUGCAAGCAGCGCGAUGUCCAACAGAUGAGUUGUCAUUGACCAAUUGUGCUGUUGUGAAUGAAAAGGAUUUCCAAACAGGCCAUCAUGUAAUUGUGAAAACUAGUCCGAACCAUAAAUUCGUCUUCACGGUGAAAAGUCAUGCCUCUGUGCUUCCAGGGAGCAUUGCCUUCAGUCUGCCACAGCGAAAAUGGGUGGGUCUCUCCAUUGGUCAGGAAGUGGAAGUAUCCUCCUAUGUCUUUGACAAAACAAAGCAGUGUAUUGGAACCAUGAUGAUUGAGAUUGACUUCCUGCAGAAAAAGAGUGUGGACUCAAACCCAUAUGACACUGAUAAGAUGGCAGCUGAGUUCAUUCAACAGUUCAACAACCAGGCGUUUUCCACAGGCCAGCAGCUUGUGUUCAGUUUUAAUGACAAGCUUUUUGGAUUACUGGUGAAAGAUAUUGAAGCAAUGGACCCCAGCAUUCUGAAGGGAGAGCAAGCCUCUGGCAAACGACAGAAGAUCGAACUUGGCCUGGCCAUAGCCAAUUCCCAGGUUAUAUUUGAAAAGUCUGAUAGUUCAUCUCUAAAUCUCAUUGGUAAAUCUAAAACCAAACAAGGAAGACAGUCCAUCAUUAACCCAGACUGGAACUUUGAGAAAAUGGGAAUUGGUGGCCUUGACAAAGAGUUUUCCGAUAUUUUUCGCCGAGCAUUUGCUUCCAGAGUGUUUCCUGUAGACCUUGUGGAACAGAUGGGUUGUAAACACGUGAAAGGUAUUCUGCUCUAUGGCCCACCAGGAUGUGGGAAAACCUUAAUGGCCCGGCAAAUUGGGAAAAUGUUGAAUGCUCGAGAACCCAAGGUUGUAAAUGGCCCUGAAAUCCUCAACAAAUAUGUGGGUGAAUCUGAAGCAAACAUCCGUAAACUCUUUGCGGAUGCAGAGGAAGAGCAGAGGCGGCUUGGGGCAAACAGCGGCCUACACAUCAUCAUAUUUGAUGAAAUAGAUGCCAUUUGCAAGCAGAGGGGGACCAUGGCAGGCAGCACGGGUGUGCAUGACACAGUUGUCAAUCAGUUGCUUUCGAAAAUAGAUGGAGUGGAGCAACUGAAUAACAUCCUUGUUAUAGGAAUGACAAACCGACCAGACUUGAUUGAUGAAGCUCUCCUUCGACCUGGCCGAUUGGAAGUUAAAAUGGAAAUUGGCUUGCCAGAUGAGAAGGGGAGAGUACAAAUUCUGAAUAUUCAUACAGCAAGAAUGCGAGAGCACAAUCUGCUGAAUGAUGAUGUUGAUGUUCUUGAACUCGCCCAAGAGACAAAGAAUUUCAGUGGUGCUGAGUUGGAGGGGUUAGUGAGAGCUGCUCAGUCAACGGCAAUGAACCGACACAUAAAGGCAGCAACCAAAGUGGAAGUUGACAUGGAAAAAGCUGAGAAACUGCAAGUGAUGAGGGGAGACUUCUUAACAUCUCUGGAGAAUGAUAUAAAACCUGCUUUUGGCAUAAACCAGGAAGAUUAUGACAGCUACAUCAUGAAUGGAAUCAUUGUGUGGGGCGAUCCUGUCACACGGGCCCUUGAUGAUGGAGAGUUGCUUGUCCAGCAAACUAAGAACAGUGAUCGCACCCCACUGGUCAGUGUCCUGUUGGAAGGACCUCCAAACAGCGGCAAGACUGCAUUGGCUGCAAAGAUUGCAGAGAAGUCUGGCUUUCCAUUCAUUAAGAUUUGCUCUCCUGAUAAGAUGAUUGGAUUCUCUGAAACAGCGAAAUGCCAGGCCAUUAAAAAGAUCUUUGAGGAUGCAUACAAGUCUCAACUGAGCUGUGUUGUGGUUGAUGACAUUGAGCGACUGCUAGAUUAUGUUCCAAUUGGCCCACGCUUCUCAAACCUGGUACUUCAAGCACUACUGGUCCUGCUGAAGAAGUCAUCUCCUCAUGGCCGUAAGUUGUUGAUCAUUGGAACGACCAGUCGUAAAGAUGUUCUUCAAGAGAUGGAGAUGAUGGACGUUUUCAGUACCAGCAUCCAUAUUCCAAACAUAAGCACAGGGCAACAGUUGAUGGAAGCUUUAGAGCUUCUUGGCAGGUUUGAUGAUCGCGAACGAGCAAGGAUCACGCAGCAUGUGAAGGGAAACAAUGUAUGGAUUGGUAUUAAGAAAUUGAUGAUGAUAAUUGAGAUGUCACUGCAGAUGGGGCCUGAACACCGUGUGAACAAAUUUCUAGCACUGCUAAAAGAAGAAGGAAGUGAUCCUCAUCGCCGGAAUAAUUGGGAUUAGAAAGAGAAAUCACUCUUUCGAUGGGCACUGUGAAUUGCAACCAACAAAUGAAGCACCAACUUGACAAUUUAACUUGGAAAAAUGAAUCUUCAGUCUGAAACUUAACAUUUUGCAUGUUCCUUGCAGAGACAAUUCUCUUAUGUUUUAACUUAAAAAAAAGACAUCUGCAUUCUUGGUUUUACUAGGGUUUAAUGUGAGAAAUUUACAAGAUUCUUUUCAGGGAUGUUUUCAUUUGUUAGUAUACAGAGCUGUUUCAGUCACCUUCCCUUCUGCUUACCCCCAAUCCCCUCAAAUAAAAUUGAGUAUUAUAUCAUAAAAUUUCACAGAUUAGGAACGGAGUGGCAUUGAGAUAAAGUCCCAACCAGCAUCAUUGUUUUGGAACCCUAGAAUGUGUUGGUUUGGUCUGUACAAAGAAUCCAAAAAUAAAUUGCUCUAUAAGAACUGAAGAUAGUGGAAAUCUUGCAACAGGGUUUUGCACAUAUUGUCACACAUGUAAAUGGGGAUUAGUUGCAUUUGGGAUAUGCUAUAACUGGGCAAGUCUUGUAUCAGCUGUGCAGGGACCACUUGAACUUCAUUUGAUUGUUACUUUUGAAUUUUUUUUAGAUGCCGUUUAUACUUAAUGCAGGUCAGGAUUUUUGAGUUUUAUGCAUUUUAAAUACUGAUGUUGGAAUGGCUUCUUACACUGUGCAAAUAUUUACUGAACCUCCCAUCUGUGUAUCUCAAAAGAAUCUGAAUGCCUACACCAUGUUGAUUUUUUAAAAAAAUCACAAUUAAAUCUUUCUCUUCGAUGAAUUCUCUUAAUGUACAAAAUAUACCUAAGUCUGAUGUUUGGCAUUUUGUGCUCGUUUUUUUAAAAUACUUUGUUGAAUUGCAGUAAAUCAUCAUUUUCUUCUGUUUCUUUGACUACUGUGUCAAAUGCUUUCGAGGCAUGGCCCUUAUUGCCAGCUGUCAUUUUCUGUAAUCCUGCUUUUCAGUGGAAUCACUAGUUAACAAAAAUUGGGUUUGUACAAAUCUUAGUCCUGGAAGUAAUGCUCAUAUUUUCUAACCACUUAGUCUUAAAGCUCCUGUGGAUAAGAGAGAUUUGAAGGAAAUUGCAACCGGUACAACCUAAGAAAUGUACUGAACAGAGUCUAAUUUUAUUUUGAUUCCCUGUGGUUUGGGGAGCUGAUGUGAUGUAAAAAUGGUUCAUUGCUCUUUUUAAUGAUCAUCUGUAAUAGUGUUACAACAAUGUUCUCCUUGCAGCAGAGAAGCCAAAGAGAUUUAAUUUAUGAAGGGUUUUAAAUGACUGAAGGGUUAAUAAGAGAAUACAGAAAUAUGAAUGGGGUACGAAUCUGAAAGAUGACAUGAGGAAAGCCAUAUUUCUGCCGUGAGUAGGUAAGAUUUGGAAGGCACAACAUGAUGUGGAUACAGAUUAAUUAGUAGCCAGUAGGACCUGAAUAGUUAGUAAACAUAUUCUUAGUAUAUUUUAAAUGCCUUACUAUAUGAGAUUUUUCAAACUGGAUUCUGAAAUGGCCAGUGAUGCUUGAGAAGGUUCGAUAUUCUCCAAAACCCCUCAGAAAUGACACCAGAUAAGCCAGCCCUCAGCCCAACAAGUAAAUGUUAGAGUUUCUUCUGCAGCCUAAUGCCAUAGACCAGAUAAGAAUAUAAUUGGAAAGAUAAAUCGCUAAUAGUGGCAUGACUUUCUUUGCAAAUUAAGUUUUAACUGGAAAUAAUUAUAUAGAUAUAAUGUGAAUACUGUAGAAAUGUGCCACUGCAUUUCAGCAAUUCUUCUGUGCAACAUGAAGAGUCCACUAUUUGUUUAUUCACAUCCAAGAAUGGCCACUGUUACACUUGCAUGAACUGAUGACCAUCCAAGGAGCUGUCAGUACCAGGUAGUCAGGGAUCCAACAAAGCAAUUAAGUAUGGUAUCUGAAGUGGAAAGAAAACAGUAUUCAGAAAUAACAGAUGAAAUGAUUCCUAUGUUAUAUAUAUAGUGUGUAUUGUAGCUUUGUUAUAUGGGAAAAGAAGAGGAGCAUAGAUCAACUCCUCAGUAAUGUUCAGUAGGUUCAGUGUGCCGAAUGGAUUUCCUCUAUUCCGCACUGUCCAAUUCCAAAAUUCCAGCAACCUUUUAAGUGUAUCAAAGGCUACUUGUGAAACCAAGGUUUAAGGAAUAAGGGCAUUUUAAUUUUGUCUGUCUUGCUUAACUAAUCAUAUAUUUUUUCUCCAUUAUGAAACAUUAUCUGACUAACUUGCUACUGUUAAAAUACAUGUUGGUCUAUUUAUCUAUCUGUAACUAAACUACUUAGAAGAACAUUAACAGGACUGUAGAAAUCUUUCUUAUCAAUGUAGCCUUCCCCUUUCCCUCUUCACAUCACCAUUGGUUUCCAACAUUAAUAGCAACCUGAUGGAAUACUGCUCUGGAGAACGUUCAGACUCCAGUUACUUAAAGACCUUUCUGAGAAAAUCAGUUGAUGGGUAUCUUCUCAUUUUAUCAUUGCUCCAUGGCCAUAUAUCUUCAUGUACAAGAUCUGAGAUUUGCAGUUUUCUAAACAUCAUAGGCAAUGUGAGUGAAUGUAGUCAAAAAUUAAGACUUCAGGAGUACAGUGUGUAGGCAGUUAACAGUGUUAAUAGAUGCUAGCAAAAUGCAAAAAUUAGGCAAGCACAUUUCUAGAACAUUUCUGAAAUUCUGUCUUUAAUCUGUUGAAAUUCUUCUUCCUUUAAAUAUCAAUUUUGGGAAAGUUAUGGAAAUGUUCAAACCAAAACCUGAAAUGCAGAUGUCUACUGAUAAAUGUUUUGACGUCUUGUUUGGGAAUGAAACUUACCUCCAGUACUGUAUUUAUUUCUGUGCUGUUUACAAUGUGUAAGUAUUCAAGAGAAUUAAAUGAAAUCCAAGCUUUUCUGUGUUGGCUUUCUAAUGGGUAGUUGAUAGCUGUGAUCUAUUUGUAUGGAAUAACGGGUAUAAUUCCAUUAUGAUCAUACCCUGAUAUUCUUUGUUCAUCUGUGCUGGCCCCAUCUCCUGAAUCAUAAUGAAUACUGUUCUGGUGUGAUGUAAAUCUUUUUACAGUGAAAGUGUACUCUUUAAUGUAUUGUAUUUAAAUGAAGCUUUAAUGAUGUAGUAAUCAUGCAGAUGGCAGACUUCAUUGGGUACCUUUAUGAUGUGUAAUUA
Messenger RNA from Hemiscyllium ocellatum (epaulette shark), 5477 nucleotides. Its product is annotated as vesicle-fusing ATPase. Gene Ontology annotation, biological process: Golgi to plasma membrane protein transport; SNARE complex disassembly; intra-Golgi vesicle-mediated transport. Gene Ontology annotation, cellular component: Golgi stack. Bases 89 to 2332 code for a protein of 747 amino acids. Lineage: Eukaryota; Metazoa; Chordata; Chondrichthyes; Orectolobiformes; Hemiscylliidae. The record is from RefSeq and is a predicted model, not a curated record. Gene Ontology annotation, molecular function: ATP binding; ATP hydrolysis activity. The transcript has 21 exons.